AUGGUGCUCUUCACGUUGCUAUGCUGCUUAUUUAUCAUUGGAAGACACGAUCCAACCCAGAUACCAGAAGAGAUAGUGAUCAAUAUUGGAGAUGAUGGAGUUCUAUUGUUUCAACAACAUGAUCGGGAUAAUGAUGGUUAUUUAUCCAUUCAAGAAUUUGAACCAUUGGUUUACAGAUUACUUGAAAUUAAUGUAUCCGGCCCUGUAUAUGAUGUACCUAUAUCAACUGAUGAUGAGAUGAUCACAUUAAAAUCAUAUUUCAUACCAAUAGUUAAAGAAUCUAUGUCCAAAGACCUCAAUGAUUCAGUAAGUAUAGGCCUACUUAGAACCAUGAACUCUCUCCAUGGUCUGGAGAAAUGGCAGAAUGUCAAUUUGCAAUGGAUGAAUUUUGGGGCAUCUCAUUUUUCUGGAUUUUUGCCAAAAGAUGUAGACAGUAUUAUGUUAGGAAGUUCCUAUUUCAUUAUCAAUGUUGAAAAAGGACUGUUUAAUGCUGCGUUAUCAAGCAAUAGAUACUAUCCACCUAAAGUCACGACAAAUGAAAGUAUUAUUGUCCACCGACUGCUGACACUGUUUCAUCCCAGACCUUUUGUUGUUUCUCGAUUCCCAGCUCAGAGCAGUGUUGCCUGUGUUCGUGCCUAUAAUGAUAAAUAUUUAGAUAUUGUGUUCAGAAUCCAUGCCGAAUUUCAAUUGAAUGAACCGCCUUAUCAUCCAUUUUGGUUCACACCUGCUCAGUUUACUGGUAACCUUAUAAUAUCAAAGGAUGGAAAACACAUCCAAUAUUUUAAUCUAUAUGUACCUAAUAAUAAACGUCUCAAUAUAGACAUGGAAUGGUUAAAUGGACCCAAUGAGAGUGAGAAUAUGGAGGUAGAUAUUGGGUUCAUGCCCUUGAUGCAAUUAAACAGUACUCAAUCAUCCGUCCCUGUUAAAAAUCUCGAAGAAUAUGAAUUGCUGGAGCCCUUACCAGAGCGACCACAACAUAAAACAGAGGGUGAAAAUAUAGAAUGGAUGGCCACUAUAGAUUUAGAAGAUGCCAAAAGUAGUUUAGAAAAAGCUUUAUAUCCAUUUAAAAAGGUUCCAUAUUAUAAUUUUACUGAAGCUUUUAAAAAGGCAGAAGAUAAUAAAAAAUUAGUGCAUUCCAUUUUACUCUGGGGUGCACUGGACGAUCAGAGCUGCUGA
This is a messenger RNA of Lottia gigantea (owl limpet), 1176 nucleotides long. RefSeq lists its product as hypothetical. Gene Ontology annotation, molecular function: calcium ion binding. The coding region runs from base 1 to 1176 and encodes 391 amino acids. Gene Ontology annotation, cellular component: endoplasmic reticulum membrane. NCBI's taxonomy places the organism in Eukaryota, Metazoa, Mollusca, Gastropoda, Lottiidae. Gene Ontology annotation, biological process: calcium ion homeostasis; skeletal muscle fiber development. The transcript has 6 exons. The record is from RefSeq and is a predicted model, not a curated record.